AUGGGAUCAACAGAGCAGCAUUACUGUUUACGAUGGAACAACCACAAGUCAAACAUGAUGACAGUUUUCCAAGAGCUGUACUACGACGGAACCUUAACCGACGUAACAAUCGGUCUAUCAGAUGGACUGCUAGUUGAAUGUCACAAGCUGGUGCUAGCAGCUUGUUCUCCAUACUUCAAAAAAAUCCUGCAAAACAUGAACCGACCUCGUGCAUUAAUCCUGGUGAACGUAAAGUACUACCAAAUGAAAGCGCUGCUGCGAUUUAUGUACCACGGAGAAGUGACGAUUUCUUCAGAAGAAAUGCCGGAGCUGCUGCAAAUAGCGAAUUACCUAAAAAUAAAAGGGUUGGUGGAGGGAGCAGACAUACCUGACUCCUCUUUGAGAUCAUCAUCGCCUAUUGAGCAGACCCAGCACCCGCUGGAGCACUCGCAAUCUGAGGAACAUCACCAGCAACGUCGGUCCCGGCGUGACCGACACGCGAGUCCUUCCCCUCCGCCGAUCAGCAGCAGCCACCCGAACUACCUGGCCAGCAUGGACCGGAAUGAAAGCGUGGAUCACAUGUCGCCGCCACACUCCACCAGCUCGCCUUACUACGUCCAUCACAAGACCUCACCCGGGCGCAGCUACGAUGAACGGUUUUCUGGAGUCCCUGCCUGGAAUCUCCCCUUCGGGCCACACUUUGCUGCCUCCCUCAAUGGCUCCUCCGUCUCUGCUCACCACUCCCAGCUCUUCCCUGCUCCUUAUGACGACAUGGCCAUUUGCAAGAGCAAAAUGCAGAACCUCAACAUGGGCCGUGAUACUCCGAUCCUAAGAACUGUUCUUGGGCAAGGCAAUGCUGAUAGUUCUCAAGCUGCCUCGCUUCUUCAUCCUGAUAAUCAGGAGUACAGGAGUCCUAGCAGUCGAUCUGCUGGUGAGCAUACGGAUAACAAGCGCAAUGGUAGCAGUGGGUCACAAAAUAUCAGUCCUUAUGAUCCAGCUGCUCGUGAUACUGACAAAAAAACUAGAGUUCGUGCAAACGGUGACUCACACCGUGAAUGGAAGCGCUACAAGCAGUACACAAAGGAGCACAUAAAUUCAGCGAUCCAAGCUGUAAGAGACGGUAUGAGUGCUUUGCAAGCAGCAAGAAGAUUUGGCGUUCCCUCACGAACGCUCUACGACAAAGUAAAGAAAAUGGGAAUCGCUAAUUCCCGAUCGAUGCGCCGCAGCGGCAACAACAACAACAACAACAGUGGAGCCAGUUUUCCAUAUGGAAUCGGGUGCAAUAAAAACGGUCGGAUUUACGCGUCGCACUCUGAAAAUGAUUAUGAAAACAACUCAGGUGUCUCCGAGACCCCAGACACAGUGAUUGAACCUUCCUACGAAAAGAGCAGAGAAAAUUCCGUCGACCGGGAGUCGACGAUGGAGCUGUCCCGAGUGACCCCGAGUUCCAGCCCUAAUCAGUCGGUCCACAGUGCUCGUCUUCCAGAAGCCGAAGAAGAUCAGGACCAGGUCGAAGAUCUCUCGAUGAGCAGUAAAAAGUCUGAUAUACGUGUAAUAGUAUCUCCUGUCAUCAAAGAAGAAAAAGUUGAUCCAGAUAAUUUUAACAAAUGA
Molecule: messenger RNA, 1590 nt
Organism: Cotesia congregata
Lineage: Eukaryota; Metazoa; Arthropoda; Insecta; Hymenoptera; Braconidae
Source: the annotation of a GenBank genome assembly